Messenger RNA from Nicotiana tabacum (common tobacco), 951 nucleotides. RefSeq lists its product as uncharacterized. Lineage: Eukaryota; Viridiplantae; Streptophyta; Magnoliopsida; Solanales; Solanaceae. The record is from RefSeq and is a predicted model, not a curated record.
AUGUGCGAUGCAAGUGAUGUGGCUGUUGGAGCAGUGUUAGGCCAACGGGUGGAGAAAGGUUGCUGGCUGAAAAGGAGUCCAAGCCAAGUCACAGAUAUUGAAGAUAAAGAGUUUCCAUGGUAUGCAGACAUGGCUAAUUUCCUGGUGAGCGGGUUACCACCUCCCGAGCUUCCUUCAUACCAAAAGAAAAAAUUCUUGAGGGAUAGUAACUCAUUCUUUUGGGAUGAACCUUACUUGUUCAAGAUUUGUGUUGACAAAAUCAUAAGAAGGUGUGUUUUAAAGAAAGAAGGGAACAAAAUCUUGAAGGAUUGCCACGAGUCUCUAUAUGGAGGACACCAUGGUGCGAACAGAACUGCCGCAAAAGUCCUUGAAUGUGGGUUAUACUGGCCUACAUUGUUCAAAGAUGCCAAUGAUAUUGCCAGGGCAUGUGAUCAAUGCCAAAGGACGGCCUACAAGACAUCAAUUGGUAUGUCUCCAUACAAGUUUGUAUUUGUAAAGGCUUGUCAUUUGCCGGUUGCAUUGGAGCACAAAGCUUUAUGGGCCAUAAAGAAGCUUAAAUUGGAGUGGGUUGAUGUGGCAAACUUGAGGGUGUCACAAAUUAAUGCCAUGGAUGAGUUUCGAUUCCAAUCGUAUGAGAAUGCAAUAUUGUACAAGCAGAGGACGAAAUACCUCCAUGACAAGAAGAUCAUGAAGAAAGAAUUUCACCCAGGGGACAUGGUUCUACUAUACAAUUCAAGGUUUAAAUUAUUUUUGGGCAAGCUUAAGUCGAAAUGGUAUGGACCGUUUAAAGUUCUUAAUGUGUAUCCCUUUGGUAACGUGGAUUUGGAAUCCAAAGAUGGCAUGAGAAUAUUCAAGGUGAAUAGGAAACUACUUCAGCACUAUUUUGGUGAAGUUGAUGGAGGAAAAGUCGUCUCGGAAGUUGAGUUGGGGGAACCCCCAAAGGGACUCUAA